Molecule: messenger RNA, 951 nt
Organism: Penicillium taxi
Lineage: Eukaryota; Fungi; Ascomycota; Eurotiomycetes; Eurotiales; Aspergillaceae
Product: autophagy protein 5
Exons: 3
Coding region: 1-951 (316 amino acids)
Biological process (GO): C-terminal protein lipidation; autophagy of mitochondrion; cellular response to nitrogen starvation
Cellular component (GO): Atg12-Atg5-Atg16 complex; cytoplasm; phagophore assembly site membrane
Source: RefSeq, a predicted model, not a curated record
AUGGAGAAAGUAUCACUAUCCACAAUUCAGAGAAGUGUGUGGGACGGACGGAUACCUCUGCAGAUUGUCUUAGCCCCUUCAGAGAGUCGAAGUUACAAUAAGACCGAUCCAUAUCUCAUCUCAUUUCCUCGUAUCUCAUAUCUCCCCUCUUUGUUACCAAGGCUCCGAGCCUUUUACUCAUCUUCUUUGAUCAAUCCAAAUUCUCAGCACCAUGAAGGCUGGUUUGAAUUUGAGGGCGUGCCUCUAAAAUGGCACUACCCAGUUGGCCUGCUUUUCGACCUGUACGCUGGAGUAGAUCCAGCCACCAAGCGAGCCAAUAUGGGCGACGAUUCCCGAAACAGCCAAUCUUCAUUAUCAUGGACGUUGACAGUUCACUUCAGUGACUGGCCUUCUGAAGAUCUCGUUCGCCUAGAUCCAGACGGCAUGGUUAUGAAUGACGCAUUUAUCAACAGCGUCAAAGAGGCAGAUUUCCUCCGGAACGGCACAGCCAAAGGCAUUAUGAGUCUUUCCAAGGAGGACUCUUCAGGUCUCUGGCAAGCUGUCGAAAAUGUGGAUCUCCCUUCCUUUCAACGCAUCUCACAUGUUCUCCUCCCGCCAUUAUCACAACCAUUUCGCAAUGUCCCGAUUCGGAUAUUCUUGCCCCUACCACCUGAUGAAGACUCUUCCUCACUAAAGGUUGUUCAGUCACCGCUUCCACCUUCAGUAGCGACUAAUCUUCAGGCCAGUCAGGCAAUCAGCCCUCGAUCAAGUCCCAGUACGCAAGUUCAAACUGUGGGCGGUAUCUUGAAUAAGCUACUUCCCAACCUUUUUCCUAGUCGAAGAACACCAGUUCUUGCGAAGCCGGUAUUACAUGGUGCCGUACUUCCCAUGUCAGCUCCAAUCGAAGAGGUGGUGAGAAGCUCAGCUUAUGGAGACGGGUGGGCAUACUUGGUUGUUCGAAUGAUGGGAUGA